GCCUGCAACUGGGCAUAAGGAGGUUUCGGCCUACGAAUUGGGUUUACUGGGUGAGUUCCAGAUUUCCAGUGAAACCGGGAAAAUGUUGCGCAACGGCAUCAUUCCUCAGUUUCCCUUCCGUGUCCUCUUCUUCCUUUUCCACAUCAAGCUUAGCAAUCUCCACAAAAGGCUUCAUACUCUCUGCGCUUAGUUCCCUCCAUAAAACCCCAAAACCAAAACCCUUCAAAAAUUUUCAAUCUACAGGUCUUAAUUGGCCGCCUAUUUCUUAAUCAUCGCUACCAAGAUGAUACUUAGAAUCCGUAGCAGAGAUGGCGUCGAGCGCGUCUCCAUCGACAGCCCCAACAUUACCGUUUCCCAGCUCAAAAGUCUAAUUCAAAAGCAGCUUCAAAUCCCAAUCCAUAACCAAACCCUAUCUACAAAUCAAAACAUACUGUUGGUUAAAUCCCCUUUGGAUCUUCUCAAAUUCACCGAUAUGUCUGACCCCAAUACCCUUAUUUCUUCCCUAAACAUUGCCCAUGGCUCUAUUGUCUUCUUAGCCUAUGAGGGUGAGAGAACCAUUACAGGACCCACCAUUCAUCCCGCUGGGUCCUUCGGCCGCAAAAUGACCAUGGACGACCUAAUUGCCAGACAAAUGCGAAUUACCAGACAAGAAAAUCCUCAUUGUGAAUGCGUGUCAUUCGAUCAGGAUUGUGCCAAUGCCUUCCAACUGUAUGUUAACGAGAAGCUUGCUUUUGCUGUGAAAAGAGGUGGAUUUAUGUAUGGAACUGUGUCCGAGGAAGGAAAAGUGGAGGUGAAUUUUAUAUAUGAGCCGCCCCAGCAGACUACAGAGGAAAUUCUGAUGCUUUUAAGGGAUCCCCAGGAAGAGAAUUUGGUGGAUGCUAUAGCAGCAGGUUUAGGGAUGAGGAAAGUGGGGUUUAUAUUUACACAGACGAUAACGCAGGACAAGAAAGAUUAUACUUUGUCCAACAGAGAGGUUCUGCAGGCAGUGGAACUUCAUGCCGAGAGUGAAUUGAAGGAGUGGGUGACAGCGGUGGUAAAACUGGAAGUGAAUGAAGAUGGGGGAGCCGAUGUACAUUUCGAGGCGUUUCAGAUGAGUGAUACAUGCAUUAAACUUCUCAAGGAAAAGUGGUUCGAGACAGAGAUUGGGGAGGGUAUGGAUCCUAAGUUGUCUAAAAUGAAGAAGGAUGUUGUUGUUGGAGGAAAGGAUAUUGGUGAGGUUGAUAAUGAUUUUUUCUUGGUCGUGGUUAAGAUAUUCGAUCACAUGGGUCCUCUAUCAUCAUCCUUUCCCAUUGAGAACAGGAUCGGCCAAGUCACAGUGAGGGCAUUGAAGAAUCAUCUGGACCGUACAAAGAAUCUUCCAUUUGUGAAAAGAAUUUCUGAUUUUCAUCUGCUGCUCUUUGUGGCCAGGUUUCUAGAUCUCAAUGAUGUUCCUGCAUUGGCAGAGUGUGUGCAAAAACAGACAACAGUCCCUGAAGGUUACCAGCUCAUAAUUGUUUCCAUGGCAAAUACUUCUUGAAUUGCAAAGAGGCAUGUUAUCCCCUUGUGUUAGUCUCAUAAAAUUGCAAAAAUUGCAAAUUUGGAUCACAUAAUUGGGGUCCUGGGGCAAUCUGUAUUGAUUUCUGCUGCUACUUGGUGGCAAAUAGGGGAUUUGUGACCCAGCGACCUAAAAUUACACACAGUGUCUAUAUGUACGGCCUUGCCUUUGUUGGGAUCUGAUGGUGCUGUGUUUGGGUUUGGAAUGCUGUUGUGUUUGGGCUUGAAUUGCGGUGGAGAAAAAUAUCUCAUGAAUUUGUCAGCUUUUA
Molecule: messenger RNA, 1802 nt
Organism: Hevea brasiliensis (rubber tree)
Lineage: Eukaryota; Viridiplantae; Streptophyta; Magnoliopsida; Malpighiales; Euphorbiaceae
Product: NPL4-like protein 1
Exons: 2
Coding region: 284-1516 (410 amino acids)
Biological process (GO): ubiquitin-dependent protein catabolic process
Cellular component (GO): nucleus
Molecular function (GO): ubiquitin binding; ubiquitin protein ligase binding
Source: RefSeq, a predicted model, not a curated record